Molecule: messenger RNA, 507 nt
Organism: Rangifer tarandus platyrhynchus (Svalbard reindeer)
Lineage: Eukaryota; Metazoa; Chordata; Mammalia; Artiodactyla; Cervidae
Source: the annotation of a GenBank genome assembly
AUGGCAGCUGAGUCACUGCCUUUCUCCUUCGGGGCACUGUCCAGCUGGGAGCUGGAAGCCUGGUAUGAGGACCUGCAGGAGGUGCUGUCCUCGGAUGAAAACCGGGGUGCCUAUGUCUCACCCCCUGGCCACAAGGAGGAAGAAUCAAAAACCUUCACCACUCUUGACCCCGCCUCUCUGGCCUGGCUUACUGAGGAGCCAGGACCACCAGAGGUCACACGCAGCUCCCAGAGCCCCUGCUCUCCAGAGUCCAGUUGGAGCUCCCUGGCUCAGGAGGAAGAGGAGGAAGACCAAGGAAGACCCAGAAAACGGAAACAGAGUGGCCAGUCCCCGGCCCGGGCUGGCAAGCAACGCAUGAAGGAGAAAGAACAAGAAAAUGAAAGGAAAGUGGCACAGCUAGCUGAAGAGAAUGAACGGCUCAAACAGGAAAUCGAGCGCCUGACCAGGGAAGUGGAGGCAACUCGCCGAGCUCUGAUAGACCGGAUGGUUAAUCUGCACCAAGCAUGA